AUGGCACAUGAGAAACCCACAGAAGGAGUCAGGACUGAGAGCAACAAUCACAUUCUUUUGAAAAUGACGAGGAAGGAAGGUUCUGUGCUACCGUUUAAGAUUAAGAGGCAGGCACCACUUACUUAGUAAACAAAGAAAGCCUAUUUGACUGCACAAUUGGAAAUGGAGGAUGAAGCUACAGCUGAUGUGUUCCAGCAGCAGACAGGUGUCUACUAG
Molecule: messenger RNA, 216 nt
Organism: Grammomys surdaster
Lineage: Eukaryota; Metazoa; Chordata; Mammalia; Rodentia; Muridae
Product: small ubiquitin-related modifier 4-like
Exons: 2
Source: RefSeq, a predicted model, not a curated record